AUGCCUGACGUAGUUUCGUUACCCUUGGGAGGUGGUACAGUCAUCCAUAUUGAUGAAGAUAACGAUACGAUUUGUGUUGGACCUGAUAGUGUAGGAUAUGAAUUACAUACAAAAGGAUUGGCUUUUGGCGGUCAAACGAUGACUACUGCUGACAUAGCGCUAGCCGCUGGAUUGAUUACGAAAAUAGGCCAUUCAACUGUAGAAAUACCAGCAUCAGUAAUUCAAAAAGUACUUGAUCACAUCAAAAGUACAAUCAAUCGAGGAAUUGACCGAAUGAAAACGAAUCAAGAACCAGUACCUGUCAUUCUUUGCGGCGGAGGAUCAAUCCUUAUUGAUAUCAAAGAAUCAUUUGCUGACGUCACAGAGAUUAUUCGUCCACCUCAUUUUGCAGUGUGUAACGCUGUCGGCGCUGCUCUCUGUUCAGUGAGUGGUACCAUUGAGUCAAUUGUCGAUCUUUUACCUUCGUCCAUGGAUGGAGGAUUUCAACGUAAAUUUGAACUUGAUCGAUUGACGCAGGCUGUUCAACAACAAUGUGUACAGAAUGGUGCGCGUCCAAAUACAAUUCGAUUAGUCGAUAUAGAACAAGUUCCUUUGACAUAUUAUCCAGGUGGAUACAAACAUCGAGUUCUGCUUAAUGCUAUUGGCGAGCUCGAUCUGAUGAAAUUAAAAGAGCAACAUCAAGAAACUACAGAGCAUUUUUCGUUAACAGAUAUGUCACAAGAUUUACCGAAAACCCGCCAGUCACUGAAGUAUGCAGUGAUAGCAAAUAAACAACCGAGAUUUGAUGAAGACGGUGCAUGGAUCAUUGAUUCGACUGAUAUCGAGUACAUUGCGUAUGGUGUCGGCAUAUUAGGUUGCGGUGGUGGUGGCGAAUCAUAUCAUACGAAAUUAUCGUGUUUAGAAAUGUUAAAGACGACUAAUGGUAAGAUGCGUGUCAUACCGCCAGCUGUACUUCAUCCAUCGUCUGAUUUGGCAGCCGUUAUUGGCUUUAUGGGUGCACCAACAGUCUCACACGAACAGUUGCCGAGUGGUAAUGAAUGUUUAUUGGCUAUCGAUACUAUUGAAAAGUACCUUUCGAAGAAAAUAACAGCUGUAUUUAGCGCCGAGAUGGGCGGCGCAAACGGCCUCCGGAAUUUAUUAGUUGGAGCGGUAAAAAAUAUACCCUGUGUCGAUUGUGACAAUAUGGGACGUGCAUUUCCAAGACUUGAUCAGAAACUACCAUUUAUUCUUGGCCAGAGCGUCACACCUGCGUGCAUGUGUGAUGUUCGUGGACGGACAGUCUUAUAUACAGAAGAGAUGAUUAAAGACGCGCAUGAAUUGGAGGAUGUUUUAAGAAAAGAAUGCAUUAAGAUGGGCCUAAGAGGAGGAUUAUGUAUGCCACCCUUAACUGGCGAACAAGUUCAGAAAUAUUCAAUACACAAUAGUCUGUCUCGUGCAUGGUUCUUGGGUCGAGCAAAGUUCAGUCACCAAAGAGACGUGAUCAGAGCAGUGGUAAGAGCAGGCAAUGGUCGUAUUCUAAUAUCGGAUGGUAAAGUAACAAAUGUCGAACGAUACACUAGCUCUGGCUUUGCUCGAGGCCAUGUUGAGAUCGAAACGACUGCAGGAAAACUAAUAACUAUUGAUUUUCAAAAUGAAAACUUAGUAGCUCGAUGUGGCGAUGAAAUUCUUGCUAGUGUUCCCGAUCUAAUCACUUUAGUUGAACAAGAUUCCGGUGAACCAUUGUCAACAGAGACUGUGAAAUACGGUUGUCGUGUCUCGGUGCUUCUUCUCCCGGCACCAGAAUCAAUGACAACACCGCAAGCACUGAAAUAUGUUGGACCUGCUGUUUUUGGUUAUAAUCAUGAGUUUGACAUGCAAUUGUUACCUCGCUCUGCAAUUCAGUCUGUAUGGGAUGUGUAUUACAAAAAAUCUUCUGCGUAA
Messenger RNA from Adineta ricciae, 1920 nucleotides. The record is from the annotation of a GenBank genome assembly. NCBI's taxonomy places the organism in Eukaryota, Metazoa, Rotifera, Eurotatoria, Adinetida, Adinetidae.